Procambarus clarkii (red swamp crayfish) is the source of this 4692-nucleotide messenger RNA. Its product is annotated as tetraspanin-1. NCBI's taxonomy places the organism in Eukaryota, Metazoa, Arthropoda, Malacostraca, Decapoda, Cambaridae. Gene Ontology annotation, cellular component: plasma membrane. The record is from RefSeq and is a predicted model, not a curated record.
UGGCGGGCCGUCAGUCUUGAGGUGGUAGUCGUGCGGAGCGGUCGUGCGCGCGUUGUGUCUUGACCUUUUUUGUUGGAUUAAACCCUUAAACCAAAUCCACAACCAUGGGGGUCUGUUGCUACACGUUCCUCAAGUUCAUCGUGAUGAUCUUCAACCUCCUGUACAUGAUCCUGGGAGGUGCUCUUCUUGGCACGUCACUGUGGAUGUACCUGGACGGUGCCAGCAUGGCUCCAGUAACACAGGAUAUAGAAGGCUACAACUAUGUACUCUACUUCCUCAUGGCAGUGGGGGCCGUCAUGUUCAUCAUGGGUUUCCUCGGUUGCUGUGGAGCGUUCCAGGAGUCCCAGUGCAUGCUGGCCACGUUCUUUGCCUUGGUAUUCGUGCUGUUUAUUGGUCAGAUUGGAGCUGGCAUUUGGCUGAAGACCAACGAGGAAAGAUUCACAAAGCUCGCCGAAGAAUCUCUGGCCAAGUCUAUCCAACAUGAUUAUGGCUUCAAUGACCUCAAGACACAGGCCUUUGAUGUUAUCCAGUCAGAGCUCAAGUGUUGUGGUUCUAUUGGACCUACUGACUGGGCUGACUCUCGCUUCAACGGUGCCAAUGACAAUACCAUGGAGAUUGGUAUUGCUGGAGCCCUGGGCUCCUAUAACACGCCAGAGUCCUGCUGCGUCUCCAAGGGUACCACUUGUGAAAUUGCUCGAAAACUGACACUUUCAGCCCUUAUCGCCGAGACCAUCUACAAAGAGGGAUGUGCCAAGAAAAUGUUACAGCUGAUGGAGACCCAUAGCUAUGAACUCCUCGGUGUUGUGGGAGCCAUUCUACUGAUCGAGAUCCUGGCUAUGAUUUUCUCGAUGGUUCUCUGCUGUACUGUACGUCGCAUCGAUCAUGUCAAAGCCUAGGAGGAAAAUAGCUCCCCAAUUUAUGACCUGGGGAUGGAGAGCGAAGACGACGAUCCAACCGUCUGAGAGAAUACUAUUUUAAUUUCCACCUUUUAGCUUGAGAAAGAAUUUGAUGCAUAGUUAAAUUUUUUAUUUGUAAAUCUAGUGCUUGAAAAUGUUUAGCUCAGUAGGAGAGGAAGCACUGAUAGACCAUAUACUUGCAUUUAACUGGAAGGUUGUGUGGACUAAAUGACUGCAUCAAAUGGUAAAAUAUAUAAUAUUUGAAUUGCAUUUAUAUACUGUAGCUAUAUCUUCCAAAAUUCCAAAGUAAGAUUUACAUGACCACACACCUGAAAGGCAUUUAAAGAUUUUUCUUUGAAAUUUGUAAAUGCCAGAGGCUGAAUAAUGGACAGUCAAUUGCACUUUACGAUAACUUCACAUAUUAUGUUUAGCCAGUAUUAAUAUUACAGUAUAUACAUAUACUGAUAACAGUAUAUUGAGAACAUAGAAAAUAUCAUAGUUGUAGCUAAAGACUAAAACCUAUUUUUAUAUUUACUGGAUUAAAGACUUCAUUUGCAAGAAAGAACUUCUUAUCCAAGAGACAAUGAACAGUUUUAAGAUAAAUAUUUGAUAUCAAUUUAUAUGUAACAUGGAGAAUCAGUUUUUUAUUUUUAUGAUCUUUAUACGAUAGUCUUUGUUUACCAAAAUGAAAAUGAAAAUAGAGAAAAUACUGACUUUUCUGGUAUGCCUUUAGUUGAGUGCACAAUGUGUAGUUGGGACCAGCAGGGUUGGUUACAUAGGGGAACUUUAGUCGUUGAAGUUUAUGCUCUCCAAAGAGUGGUUCAUCUGUACACCUUGUAUAGAUGAAUUGUUCUAAGUGGAUGGCUGUUUAAAAUAAUCAUUGCAGUUAUAUGUGAUUUUACUGAUUUUAGACAAUUGCUAAGUUCAAACUACAGGUAGUAUUUUAUGUACUCAAAUGUUGCUGAAAACAAAGUAGGGAAUCACAGGUUACUCUGGCUACAAGGAUGAACAUGCCAGGGAAUAAAUUAGUACAGUGGCUGGUCUGCACACUUUCCUCCUGCCAGUGUUAAUAUUGCAUCUCAAACUGGUCAUACAAGAACCAAAGCUUUUAUAUAAUUAACUCUCCCUUCUGUUUGUUGGUCUUCAUCAUAAAUAUACCUCUGAGGACACCUUUUUUUUUUCUAAGUUAAGAAACCCAAGAGUGAGUGUUGAGGAGUUAUUGUGUGUUAGAGGGCCAGACCUUGAUGUCUCGGCAAACAUUUUAACAUUUCUGUAAAUACUGAAUAUUAAGAAAACCAGUUAACACACCAAACAUUUCCAAUAAGAAAUACUCAUCGUACACCCACUGAUAUGUUCUGAUGGCCAAACACGCCAUCUGGCCGCCACAUGCUCGUGCAGUGUGCAUCUAAACGUUGAUAUUAACAAAAAUAUAUAACAGAUUUCACUGUAUAUAGUGAAGCAUGUAGACGUUCAGAGUAUGUUGGUAUAUUGUCCUUAUAUACCUAAUGUUAUGAUGCGCUUCUAUAUGCUGUACAUGUAUGCUAGUGCUCCUAUUAAAACAAACUUGGAAACAUAUAACAUGGAUAUAAUGUACUAUAAAUGGUAUGCAUGUGUGCCUGUGUGUGCACAAUGUAUUUUGCAUUAUGAAUGUUCCUGUCAAGGUUACCUUCUAAGUUAUACAACUAAAUUACAACUAUCAUGAAAAAUUAAAUUUAAACAGCUAUAUUUACUAUAUAUAUAUUUAGAUAUAUAUAUAUAUAUAUAUAUAUAUAUAUAUAUAUAUAUAUAUAUAUAUAUAAUAUAUAUAUAUAUAUAUAUAUAUAAAAUAAUGUACGUUUGUGUAUGUGUGGUUACAAUGUUAUGUGGAUAUGUGAACAAUUGGUGUUGGAAACAACUAAACAAUUCUCUAUUUAUGCCCAUUAUGCCUUAGCACCAAUUGUAAAUUGGUGAUAGAUAAAUGUAUAUUAAAAUCUAAUGUUGCAGAAAUUUUGUAUUUGUGUAUUGGAGAAUAGAUCUGUUUAAGGAAUAUUUUGUUCAAUGUUAUGUUGUAGCACUACACAUGUUGCACACGCGGGCAGGUAAUACAUGUGACUUCCGAGUGUGUGUGUGUUCCCUUCCAUAGAUUUUUGGAUGUGUAUUCAUGAUUUAAUUUUUAAGUACUGUAAUGAUUUGAAAUUUGAAGAAUGGAAAUUACUAAAUGGAUUCUUUUUUGAGGGGAGGGGGAAGAUACGAUAAGUUUUUUUUAUUAUUCCCAAGGUUUGUGUAGUGCCAAUCACGAUAGGUUUGCCGAUAGUAAUUUUGUAAUGAGUUAUUUAUGGGUACAAAUUGAAUGUCUUGGAAGAAGAAUUUUUUGUGUAAUCAAUAUUUCUGUUAGUAUGUAAGAUAGUAGUUUAAUAUUCCUGUAUUUCUCGAUAUCCUAAAAUUAGGAAGAGAUACCUAUUAUCAGUAGGCAGUGCAUCUUGGAAUCCAUCACUGAGCAAGACUUUACAGAUGAUACUUGAGAUGAAGACUACUGCAGUCAAUUUAUAUUAUGUAUAAUUUUAAAGUGAAACUGGCAGGACUUUUCACACACUUAAGAGAUUUUAGCAUAACAUGGCUACUGAGGAGAACUUGUGUGGUCAAACUUGAUAUAUAUAUUAUUACACUAUACCAUUUUAUCUGUUAGUACUUGUACAAAGAAAGUUUGUAUUAUUCAUUUGACAUUUACAUAUCCAAUCAAUGUGUUCAUAUUUAAAUUUAUCUUUUGGGUGUGAUUUAAGAGUACUAGAAGCCUGAGGUGUACCUUUCAGCAGGCUUACUCAUUUUUGGAUGAGGUAUAUAGAGUCUUAGCUUGUCAAAUUUUAAUUCAUCAAUUCCUAGUUUCACAAUUGUAGACUUGGUAUACAUAUAUUCCAGGAUGCACCUCUCCUUUGUAUAUAUAACACAGUCUGUGCAUCAAACUGCCACACACAGCAUUUAGGAACCAAGUGAUAGGUUUCCUGUCUAAUUUAUAAAGUUGAUAUAUAACUUGAGGGACUUGUCAUAGAGAAUCACAUCUCGCAUACACGUUGGGGGGGUUACCAGAAGAUAAAGCAUUAAAAAUAUUGCAAGUGUUGAAAUUCAGUCAAAUGUUUUAUUAAUCUCCUGCAUACCCCCUCCCCCCACCCCACACCCAAUUGACCUCCUUAGGGUUUCUAUUGGUUGCACAAAUGGAUACUCGGAUUUCAUGGUUGAUAUGUUGUGUUGGUCUGUUAAUGUGUCUUGUUGAUCUGUUCAUACAUUAUAUUUGUAGAACAAAGCAACAAAAUAAUUAUCAGACAUAGGCUUAGUAAUAAUGGCCUGAGACGGUGCUUACAUCAGGGUACAUCUAAUGAAAGAUAUCGGUUACCUGAAGUGAAAUUUGAUCUCAAGCUCAAAGUUGCUAAGUUAUAUUAACUGUCAAGACCAUGAAGCAUAACUUGGUGCUAGAUGCUCGUGCUGAUGACCCACUGCAGUGCUGACCUCGUGUGGAGCACAGCCAACAGCACACUACCAGCCACACCCACCAUUGGCAUCUUGCCUUUCACAGACACGACACACACACACACACACACCACCUACCUUCAUUAAGUGUGCCGGUGCUUGGCUUGCUCUCUAAAGUAGAAUUUGUCACAAAUAUUGAUUAAUUUUAUUGGCUAGAAAAUUACAUUUACACUAUAAAGGGUCAGUGCUGUGUUCAUUGCAAUUCCCACGUCAAGAUUUUUGUGAUGUCUACUCAUCAUUUUGUGAAAACUUCCAAACUUGUUUGUAAUCAUGCUAGAAUAAAUAAGUAACCUCA